Messenger RNA from Musca domestica (house fly), 2323 nucleotides. It is a transcript of the gene Atu, whose product is annotated as another transcription unit protein. The transcript has 3 exons. The record is from RefSeq and is a predicted model, not a curated record. Gene Ontology annotation, molecular function: RNA polymerase II C-terminal domain phosphoserine binding. Gene Ontology annotation, cellular component: Cdc73/Paf1 complex; nucleus. Gene Ontology annotation, biological process: transcription elongation by RNA polymerase II; positive regulation of transcription elongation by RNA polymerase II. NCBI's taxonomy places the organism in Eukaryota, Metazoa, Arthropoda, Insecta, Diptera, Muscidae. Bases 130 to 2202 code for a protein of 690 amino acids.
GACAAAUAGUUAUCGAUUGCAUUUUGACGCCGCCGAAAAAUUGACUUGACACCGCCUUCAAAAAAUUUGUUUGCUUCGUUGUCUGAUGGUUUGAGAAAAAAUUGAAAAUUUACAAAAUUAUAUUAGAAAAUGGGUUAUAAUAGUCAAAACGACAGCGGAUCUGGUUCAGAUUCGGACUCCAGUAGCAGCAGUCGCAGUCGGAGCAAUACACCAAACGCCAAAACAAGCAAUGCCGGAUCACCAGCUUCACAUAAAUCGGGAGGCAGUGGUAGUGACAGAUCACGAUCAGGCAGUCCAGCAUCGAGGCGUUCUUCCCGAUCCCGUUCUAGGUCUGGAUCGCGCUCAAGAUCUGGAACGCCAAAUAGCCGUCACACCGGUUCUCCGGGUAAUAAAUCCAGAUCGCAAUCUCGCUCUCGGUCGCGUUCGGGUACACCACACAGCAAACGUUCCAAUUCGGCAGGAAGUCAACAUUCGAAAACAUCAAAGAAAUCCGGUGGUGGUGGUAGUCCAUCCAAAGAUGCAAAUGCGGCAAAUGAAGAGGAGUCAAGGUCUCAAUCUCCCAAUCUUCAAAUAGAUGAUCGACAGUCUCGUAGCAGAUCUAGAUCAAAAUCCGGCUCUCCCAGAUCAAGAAGUGGCUCAUCAAAGUCACGUUCUGCCUCACGUUCUCGAUCUAGAUCGAAAUCACGUUCUCGUUCGGGAUCACGCAGUCGUUCGGGUACACCACAUUCGCGGAGGUCUCGUAGCGGCUCUGAAUCUGGCAGUGAUAUUGGUGGUGAUAAGGCAAAAAAGAAACGCAAAGCAGUUUCCAGUGGAUCCGAGGCCGAGGGAAGUGACAAGGGCUCACCUUCGAAAAACAAAAAAUCUCGAAUUAUUGAUUCCGAUGACAGUGAAAAUGAGGGAGAAUCCAAAAAGGUUGAUGCCCAAGAUAUUUUUGGCGAUGCCGAUGACAUAAGUAUGUCUGAAGAUGAGGAUGAUGCAGGAAAGGCGAAAUCGGAUAGUGAAUCGGAGAAAGGAUCACGAAGAUCAAAAUCUCGAUCAAGGUCAUCAUCGAGAGGUUCAGCCAGAUCAAGGACCAAGUCACGUUCCAGAUCAAGAUCUCGAUCACGUUCCGGUUCCCGGGCCAGAUCUCGUUCUGCCGAAAGGGUGGGCCAACAAAAGGAAGAUGAGCCCGAGCCUAUACCUGAAACUCGUAUUGAUGUUGAAAUUCCCCGCAUUGUCACCGAUUUGGGUAGGGAAAUACAUUUUGUAAAACUGCCCAAUUUCUUGUCCGUCGAGACACGACCAUUUGAUCCCGAAACCUAUGAAGAUGAAAUCGAUGAGGAGGAAACCAUGGACGAGGAAGGUCGUCAGCGUAUCAAAUUGAAAGUUAGUAACACCAUACGGUGGCGAGAAUUUAUGAAUAAUAAUGGCGACAUGGUAAAGGAAUCAAAUGCCCGCUUUGUUCGAUGGUCCGAUGGCAGUAUGUCCCUGCAUUUGGGUAAUGAAAUAUUCGAUGUUUACCGCCAGCCCUUGCACGGCGAUCACAAUCAUUUAUUCAUUCGCCAGGGUACUGGUCUCCAGGGCCAAGCUGUGUUCCGUACCAAACUCACUUUCCGACCACACUCCACGGAGUCAUUCACGCACAAGAAGAUGACCAUGUCCUUGGCCGAUCGUUCACAGAAGGUCUCUGGUAUUAAGAUCCUCACACAAGUUGGCAAGGAUCCAACACAGGAUCGUUUGUACAAUCUGAAGAAGGAAGAAGAGAAACUGCGACAAGCAAUGCGUGCCCAACACAAACCGCCGCCCAAAAAGAAGAAAGGAGCAGAUGCCAUGGCUGGUGGUUCACAUGGCGCCUAUCACCAGGACGAGGGUAGCGAUGAUGAGAAUGCCAUCUCAUUGAGUGCUAUUAAGAAUAAAUACAACAAAAAGACAAAUCCUGCAUCCUCCUCAUCGGGCGCCGGUGGCGGUUCUGCUGAUCAAAAAGCAUCGGCAAUUUAUUCAUCGGAUGAUGAUGAUGGCUCUGAUUUUGAGGGUCGUCGCAGCAAGAAAGUGGUGGACAAGACUAAAGUUGUUAAGGCGCUGCGUGAUUCGGACAGCGAAUCGGAUGUUGAACGCGGCAGUGGUAGCGAUCACAGCGGUAGUGGCGAUGAUGCUGGCAGUAAAAGUGGAGGUUCUGGCAGUGGAAGUGGUAGCGGCAGUGGCAGCGGAAGUGAGAGUGAAUAAGGUUUUUUUCUUAUUUUUAAGUUGGUAUUAGAAUAAUAUUUAAAAGGCUUACUAUUUUGUCAAGAGAAGCUGCAAAAUGAAAAUUAAAGAAAAUAAAUACCCAUUGGAAAAUAAAUAGAAA